Molecule: messenger RNA, 2190 nt
Organism: Cordyceps militaris CM01
Lineage: Eukaryota; Fungi; Ascomycota; Sordariomycetes; Hypocreales; Cordycipitaceae
Product: ubiquitin fusion degradation protein (Ufd1), putative
Exons: 1
Coding region: 1-2190 (729 amino acids)
Cellular component (GO): VCP-NPL4-UFD1 AAA ATPase complex
Molecular function (GO): polyubiquitin modification-dependent protein binding
Source: RefSeq, a predicted model, not a curated record
AUGGAGCUUGAGCUACCGGUUUUAGAAUGGCAAGACCGUUUCGCCCUACUGCCGCUAGAAGCAAGCAAUGGCAGCCUCGACGGUGAUAAAAUAAUCCUACCACAGUCUGCUUUGGAGCAGCUGCUCAAUGCGGCCGCGUCUCAGGCGGUGACGCAGGACAAUUACACAACGUCAUCAUCACAGCUUCCGCAUCCUCUCAUCUUUCGUCUUGUAAACCGGAUCACCAAAAAGGCAGUAUAUGCUGGAAUCCGGGAAUUUUCGGCGCCCGAGGGGACGGUUAUGCUGAGUCCGUAUUUGCUCAGCGCCCUGGAUCUGGCUACGGAUCAGGACAACGCCAAGAACUCGUCAUUGGCUGAUCCGCCAACGCAACUUGAUAUAUUCGCCGCAACAUUACGAAAAGGAACCUACGCGCGACUGCGACCCUUGGAGGCAGGGUACAAUCCCGAGGACUGGCGGCCCCUGCUCGAGAGACAAUUGCGACGAGACUUCACGUCGCUCACCAAAGAUGCGACAAUACUUGUACACGGAGUUCGAGGCGAGGUAUUCCGGUUGCUGGUUGACAAGUUGCUACCGGAAGCGGAGGGCGUGUGCGUGGUAGAUACAGACCUCGAGGUCGAUAUUGAAGCAUUAGACGAGGAGCAGGCGCGCGAAACGCUGCGUCAGGCCAUCAGCACCAAUCCUCAAUCAAAUGGCCAAGGUGGUACCAAAGGCGGUUUACUCGAUAUUUGGAAGCCCGUAUCCGACGAAAUUCCCAUCGGCAGCUAUGUUGACUUUACACUUCCUUCAUGGGACCGAUCUCAGCCUUUGCAGCUAACCCUGUCCAACAUGUCUGAGCCUGAGGCUUUGGAGAUGUUUGUCACGCCAAAAUCCAAAUACCAACGUGCCCUCCCACGCAAUACAGAGCAUGUCUUUAGCACAAUCGACUCGGCUGGCCCGAGGACGACGAAAAGCAUUAGCAUCUCUCCGUCGAAUAUCGAAAUGGAGGAAGCUGAGAGCCUACGAAUUGCAGUCUACGCAUACCCUGACGGCGCUUCAAAGAUGGCAGACAAUGCUAUUCAGUAUACUCUACGCGCUCGAGUUUCGAUGCAAACGGAAAACGCCAUCGCCCGGGGCCAUGCUGAGAUGGUCGAAAGGCACGAUGACAAGGAGGCGCAGUGUUUGAACUGUCGACAGUGGGUUCCAAAAGAAAGCCUUGUCUUGCACGAGAACUUUUGCCGACGCAACAACAUUAUCUGCCCCAAGUGCAAGUCGGUAUUUAAAAAGAACUCAGAAGAAUUCACCGCUCACUGGCAUUGUGAGCAUGAUGAGGCACACGGAGACACACAAUACAGCAAGCGCAAACACGACGACAUGUUCCACAACAGCUGGCUUUGUCCUGGUUGCACUUUUCAAACGAAUUCGCUGCCUGAUUUAGCAAGGCACAGGAGUACGAUAUGCCCGGGAAAAAUUAUCCUUUGUCAGUUCUGUCACCUCGAGGUGCCACAGGAGGGCGAUCCAUUCAACCCCUCUGCGGAAGUGAUGAUGUCUGGAUUGACGGCGCACGAACUAGCUGACGGCGCGCGCACGACGGAAUGUCACUUGUGCGACAAGAUCAUCAAGCUAAAGGACAUGCAGACACACUUGAAGCACCACGAGCUGGACAAGAUCGGCAAAGAGAAGCCGCCCGUCUGUCGCAACGCGAACUGUGGGCGGACGCGCUAUGGCGUUCGCAGUCGGGGACAGGUGCGGCAUGCGCCCGAGGUCGACGGGCCGCAAGGUGCUGCUGUCGGGCUGUGCGCGCUCUGCUUCGGCCCUCUGUACGUCAGCAUGCACGAUCCGGACGGGAAAGCGCUCCGCCGACGCAUCGAGCGGCGCUACCUCACGCAGCUCAUGACGGGAUGCCGCAAAAGCACGUGCGUCAACGCGUGGUGCAAGACGGGCCGCGCCAAUUCGGGGAUAGAGGCAUGGGGCGCGUCGGCCAAGGACGCCUUGCCCCUGGUCAAGCCGCUGGUGGCGACGUGCCUGGACAUGGACACGCCGGUAUUCUUUUGCGUCGACGAGCUGAGCCAGCGUGGGCGGACGCUGGCGGACAUGAUUGCUUCCGAGGGCGUGUGGGACGUGACGUGGUGCAUCGCCGCGGCCGAGGCGGAAAAGGCGGAUGCGGAUAAGAUGCGAGAGUGGCUGCAGGCAUGGGCGCCGAGGAAGAUGUAA